Messenger RNA from Scaptodrosophila lebanonensis, 1996 nucleotides. RefSeq names its product chromosomal protein D1 (gene D1). Gene Ontology annotation, molecular function: DNA binding. The transcript has 2 exons. The record is from RefSeq and is a predicted model, not a curated record. Lineage: Eukaryota; Metazoa; Arthropoda; Insecta; Diptera; Drosophilidae. Bases 136 to 1308 code for a protein of 390 amino acids.
CAAAAGCGCAAAAAGUGUGUGUGUGUGUAUAUAAAGAAAGCACAAGCAAAAAAAAAGAGAGAAGAAACGCCGCCGCUUGGUAGCGCGCAAAAUUUUUUUUACCGCAAAUACAGUCGUUCUAAACGCUCCAUAUCGAUGUCGUCGCCAAUUUUAGAGCCGGUUAAGAAGCGUGGUCGUCCGCCAAAGGCCGGUGGCGGUUCAGUUGCUUUGAGCGGCGGUGGCGAUGCUGCGCAUACCAUUCCUAAGAAGCGUGGUCGGCCAUCGGGCAGUGGUAAUAAGGGUCGCGGUAGGCCACCUAAAAAUCCGAUCGCCAGUGAUGCCGAAGAAGACGUCUUGGCUCUGGAUGGUGAAAAUGGUGAUACUGACGUGCCGAAGACCAGCAAGGGACGAGGACGCCCGGCAAAAGUGACCAAAGUGGACACUGAAAGCAGUGGCAAUGAAAGCGGUAACGAUUCAUUAAGCAUUGACAAGCCAUCUAAGGCACAAAAGUCACCAUCGCCGGCCAAGCGGCGCAAGCUUGGUCGACCAAAGAAGCAUGUGCCCAGUGAUGAGGAGGCAGAAUCUGAUGUCGAUGACGAUGAUGAGCGACGUCCAGUGGGUCGUCCUCCUACCGGCGGUGUCAAUUUGAACAUAGUCCGCACAGGUCGUGGUCCAGGUAGACCCAAAAAGCGUGCCCCUGAAGAAACUAAUGGCGAUGUGGCUGCUGUGCCUAAGAAGCGUGGCCGACCGGCUGGGUCGAACAAGUCAGUGCCCAAUGCUCCAACGGGCAAGCCGCGAGGACGUCCUAAAAGCAUCAAGCCGCCGGUUGAUGAUGACAACGACGAUGACAAUGGCGAAGAUGAUGGCUCGACUGCUGAUGGUGGCGAAGAUGGCGGCAAGUCAGACUCUGAUUUCGUGUCCAUGCCCAAGAAACGUGGACGUCCAUCUAAGAGUGGUGCCUCUGGUGGCAAGCCACGUGGGCGCCCAAAGGCCGUUAACAAUGAUGAUGAGUCCACCGAUGCGGAAAAGGGCGAGGAAACUGGCGAGUCGAAUGGCGAUGUUGUGCCUGCACCCAAAAAACGUGGACGUCCAGUGUCAUCCGGCAGAAAUCCCGGUGGUGCUGGUGGCGAUUCGGAGAAAGCACGUGCCCGAGCCAAGGGAGACGCAGACGGUAUUGGCGACGAAGACGACGGUGAGGAUUCCACAAAGGAAGACCCCUUACCGCCGAAACCCAAAGUAAAGUCCCCAGGCGGUAACAGCACCACCAGCUAUAAGUCGGCAAGCGAAUCCGUUGAAGAACUAACCGACGAGGAUGCUGCAGUGGCCUAAAGGCUUCGAGGUUUAGAUUUUAAGAGAUAAACGUAAUUAUUCAUCAUCCAGAAACACCAACAAAAACAAAAACGACAAAGCAUGCAAGUUCAAAUCCCCAGACUACUGCAACCAAACAGACACACACACCCACCCAUGGGGCGUACGACCAUUAAUCGACCGAUAGAUCGGCUUGCCUUGAUCGACAUCAUUCAAAUUCAUUAAACGUUUAAACAAAAAAAAAAUGCCACAAGAUUGGCACGAACAACAACUAAUGCACUCCUUCGCUAAACAACAAAAACAUAGAUUUAGACUCACCAAAAAAACAUUCACAUAUAUUAUAAAAAUAUACAAAUACAAUACAUUUAAUGCUAAAAAAAAUUCGUUACGCGCCCGAUUUUAGUUUUCAACGAACGAAGGCAUUUCAAAAUGAAUAAGUUCAUUUAUAUAUAAAUAUACUAUAUAUAGUAUAGUUUAAUCCAAAUUUUGUUUCGCCUCAUCCAGAGAUGAUUCUAUUUGUAAUUUUAUUUCCUUAACAUGGCUGAAAAGAAAUUUGGAAAUAUGUGCUAGCGGAGCCCUCCCCAAAAGCACUCAUAAAUAAGAACCGACGUAUCCCAUUCAUUUGUGUGUAAAACAAAUUUCCCUCAAACGCAUGUAAGGAACGUGUAAAAAUAAAAUAAAUAAUAAAAACCAAAAUGUGAGACUACAA